Diuraphis noxia (Russian wheat aphid) is the source of this 1664-nucleotide messenger RNA. RefSeq names its product mitotic spindle assembly checkpoint protein MAD1-like. Lineage: Eukaryota; Metazoa; Arthropoda; Insecta; Hemiptera; Aphididae. Gene Ontology annotation, cellular component: mitotic spindle; nuclear envelope; kinetochore. The record is from RefSeq and is a predicted model, not a curated record. Gene Ontology annotation, biological process: mitotic spindle assembly checkpoint signaling; attachment of mitotic spindle microtubules to kinetochore.
AUUUUAUUCUCAGCGCCAGUGACAUCACCGUGGGAAUCUCGUCGCAUAAAACAAGAUUUGAUUAAUGCUCGUGCAGAAAUUGCUUCACUUCAAGAAAGAAAUAAGACUCUUUUCAACCUUAAAAAAGAAUCUGAUAUCUUAUUUGAAAAAGAAAAAUCUGCUUUAGAACACAACAUCAAUAAAUCAAAAUUAAUGAUUGAUCAGUUAGAUAACAGGCUUAAGGAAAUCCGAUAUGAAAAAUCUAAUUUAAAAGAAGAAAAUGAUAGUUUAAUGAAAAAACUUGAGUCUGUAAUGGAAGAAAACCGACAUUAUACAUCAAAUCUGGAAAAAGAAAAAAAGGAACUCGAAGAUAAACUAAACAGUGUGACUUUAGAGCUUACAAAAUAUCAAAAUGAAAGCGUAUCAAGAAAUUGUACUGAUUAUGAAUUAAAUGAACUAAAAAAAACUCUAAGGUCAAAUGAAAAGUAUAUUGAAGAAUUAACCAGUAAUUUAAGAAAAAAACAAAUUGAAAUUAAUACAUUGGAAAACGAUCAAGUCAAACUGAAUACUGCUAACCAAAAAAUUAAAUGUUUGGAAAAUGAAUUAGCUUCUUUACAAGAAAGUGCUAUGGUAGUAAAUGCCCAACGAGACAAAUUGAAACGGUUUAAUUCCAUGGAAAAUGAACUCAUUUCAUUAAGAGAAGAAGUAGCUAUUUAUAGAAAUGAUGUAAAGCAAACAGAAAUUUUAGAAAAUACAGUUGCUACUCUCGAAAGUAAAUUAAACAAACAUGAGUUGAUUGAAAAAGAAGCAAUGCAAUUGAGAUCAAACCUAGCAGUUAGUGAAGAUCGUUUGAAAACAUGGAUAGAUGUUUGCCGAGAAGUCUGUGAAAAUGUUACAGAAGCUCAGUGUUAUCCAGAAUAUUUGCGUUACUAUGUUGACAAUCUAAAGAAAAAAGAUUUAUGUUUAGUUAACGAGAAGGGAGAAUUGCAAACCACUAUUGCUCGAUUGGAAUUAAAACUGAAACAGAUGGAAGUUGAAUUGCUUAAAGCAAAAGAACAAAUAAGUAUUGCAACAAACAAUAAUAACAAAAAUGAAUUAACCAUUAAACGAUUAAAGAAACAAAACUACAUUAUUACAUGGGAACGUAAUGAUUUAAGAGAACUUUUAGAUUCAUUUCAAAAAGAAGUAACUGUCAUAGGCAAUAUAAAUGGUGAAGAUUCUAGAAUUGAAGUAUUAGAAAAAGCAAUUAAUGGUUACAAAUUGCGCAUGAAUCAAAUUGAAACAGAUCCAUCUAUAUAUGUGCCUAUUGAUAAUAAUAAACGUUGGAUAGAUGAAAAAAAUUUACUUUUAAAAGAAAAAGAAGAACUUAUUAAUAAAUGUAAACAAUUGGAAGCCAAAUGUAUUGAUUUAAAUGAUCAAAUAGAUCAUAGAGCUUUAAAAGGAGAUUUUAAUUUAAAAGAAACUAAAGUGUUACAUUUCAAGUAUGUAACUCAUUAUACGUGAAGAUGAUGCCACACCCUCAUUUUUGUUGUCAUAGUCUUACAAAAAUGUAAUCUAUUCAAUUUACGCUCUGCAAUUCACAUCUUAUUCCGUUACCUAAAAAAUUAGUGUGGAUAGACCUAUCACGAAACUUGAUGGUUAGAACAUAAUUUUUAUUUUGUUGAAUAGUCUWUUUUGRCGAUAGU